GGGACAGGGGGAGGGGGAAGAUGGCACAUGCUUCGUCAAGAAGUAGAGAGAGGCGGGAAGUGGAAGAAGAUGAUCAUGAUGCGAGGAGUAGGAAGGUAAUUAUUAAUGAUAUAAGUUAGUGUGCGCUGAUGUGAAGUAGUAAUAUUACAUAAAUUAAACAAAUUUUGUUCGAUUUACAUUUUAUGCAGAGCAAGGGAGGUACUUACAAGACCAAUUCUGAAGUGCGGCAAUCUACCAAGCACAGAGAAAGUGAAUCACAUCAUCGCCACAAAGACAAAUAUGAAAAAAAGAAGAUGAAACCUGAAAGAGAAAAAACAGCAAGAACUGAUGAGACGCAUAGACAUAGACGUGAUGAACAAAACUAUGAUUCAUAUGGACAAACUAAUGACAUAACAAGUAAGAAAGAAAAAUCAAGACAUAAAGAAAGAACAAGAACACGAACUGAAGAAAGGAAACAUAAAAGAGAAAAACGAAACAGUUUCGACCUUGGAAAGAAUGAAAAAAAUAAAAAGGAUAAAGAAAAAAUAACUCAAACGAGAAGCAAGUCUGCAGAUUCUGCAGCAGAUUUUAGUCAAACAGAGCAAAGAGAACCAAAAAAUGAAACAUUUACGGUUCAAAAAGUUUUCACUUCAGAUGAAAUUGCACAAAUGUCAAGAAGAAAGAAAAGGCACGAGAAAAAUCUUCCAAUAAGUGCAAUUAGGAACGGGGAAUUAUCAAGUGCUACUGUGAUGGAGCAACCAAAGGAAGAAGUUUAUCGAAAAUCAGGGACAUGGCAUCCAAUUAUUGGGGAAUUCCCUGAUAGAAACUAUGAGAAUAAUGUUUCUUCUAGUUCAAGUCGAUUUUCAACGAAGCUUAUGAACUUGAAAGAGGAAAAAGGUAGAAAGCCAUUGAAGAAAAAAGAAAUUGCUGACAUUCAGAAAAGAGAAGACAAAAUCAGUGAAAAGAGGAGCACCACCUCCACAAGGCAUGGCAAGGAAAAAGAUAAAACUCAACAACGAGAAUACGAACACAACAGUCCUUCUAAACAACCACCAUCUCCACUGCGCGUUAAAAACACUUUGGAAAAUAGUACAAAGUACUUGGAUAUUGGAGAUAGUGGUUCGGAUAAAAAUGGCAAGCCAAGAGUGGUUGAGGUAGAUGCACGAACACAACACCCUGCUGGUGAAGUUGUGUUUCGUAUCAACAUGGAUGAUGUAGAGAAUAACACAAAACCUGACGGUUUUUCUUCUGCUUUAAGUAAGAAGUGGAGGAGAACCAAGAGUUGGGUGAAACGAGCAGGGUUGAUGGAGAGAAAAGAGACAAGAGAAACGCAAGUUGCUGCUGUGGACGUACCCAACCUGUUAGUGGAUGGUUCUACACAGUGUGGAGGUUUGAUGGAGAGUAAAGAAACUCAGACUUUGAUCGAACACACAACGAGUGAAACACAAACUUCAGCGCUGUCAAAAAGCAGAAGUUCACAGACAAAAGUUAAAACAAAGGAUCAGGAUAUCCAGACAAUGGCAGAGAUGAUGAGUUUGGGAACACAAACGGAAGACGAGGAUCAUCCAGUAUGGGGAGGAUCCCAUGUAAGUCUUGAUCGUCUUGUUCGAUGUAAAGGGAUGAGAAGAAGAGCAACAACAUCAAAGAGAAAGGAUGAUGAUUCACUGGACAAGUCAAUUUUUAAACGCAGUGCGACGCUUCCAAACAAACUUCAAGUCAUAGAGGAAGAAAGUGUGAAAGAAUUAAGAGCUUAUAAUUGGACACAAACUGACCGGUUUAUCAAACUGAAUAUUUCACACAGCGGGGCACACCUUCUUCCAAGCAAUAAAAUUAAAAUACAAACAAAUGGAGCAAACCUGAAAUUAACUAUUGAUACAAGCUCCAAUAGCAACAAGCAACAACAACAACAGCGCUACCAUACUGCCAACACACAGACUUUACAUUCCUAAACUUUGUCAUGCCGUUUCGGGACUAAGCUACACUGUGCAACCUGAUAUGUUAACAGUUUUGCUAAGGAAAAAGUCCCUUGAGACAUGGGACACAAUAGAAUGUGUUGUCUAAUGUUUCUAUUUUUUUCUACUCUACCAGCACUUUUAAAUUUUCAGUACAUGUUCCAUGUUAUGUGUGCAUAGGAAAAUAACUGUUGAACAUUUUGUAACAUUCUGUUUAUGUAGCAUUAUGCCUGGUGCAGUGAUGUUUCAAUUGUUUUCAUAAGUUUCAAUUGUGCACCGUAUUUGUUCAGUAUGUGCCCUGUGGGGACUAGUCAAAAAUACAAGAAUCAGGAACAGAAU
Messenger RNA from Ciona intestinalis (vase tunicate), 2270 nucleotides. The record is from RefSeq and is a predicted model, not a curated record. NCBI's taxonomy places the organism in Eukaryota, Metazoa, Chordata, Ascidiacea, Phlebobranchia, Cionidae.